This is a messenger RNA of Paramuricea clavata, 516 nucleotides long. NCBI's taxonomy places the organism in Eukaryota, Metazoa, Cnidaria, Anthozoa, Malacalcyonacea, Plexauridae. The record is from the annotation of a GenBank genome assembly.
AUGAAGGCCAUUAUUGGGCAUCCGCACGCCUUUGUCAAGCGCGAGACGCUGCGUACAGUGUUCGCAGAAGCAGCUGGUAUUCUCAACAGCCGACCUCUUUGUCCAAGCAGCGAAGAUCCGAACGAUUGUGAACCAAUCACGCCAAGUCAUUUCUUACAACAACGGCAAGGUCUCGCAGUACCUCCUGGUUUAUUUCAAGACACAGAAAUCCAUUCUCGAAAGCAGUGGCGCAGAGGACAAGUUCUGGCCAACCACUUCUGGGCGCGGUGGAUUCGUGAAUAUCUUCCCAUUUUGCAAGAAAGAAAGAAGUGGAUGACGAAGAAACCAAAUUUGAGAGUGAAUGAUUUGGUGCUUUUGGUGGAUACAACUCAGCCUCGAGGACAUUGGCAUCUUGGACGAGUAACCAAGGUCUUCUUCGGAGCGGAUGGUUUGGUACGUACGGCAGAAGUAAAGACAAAGAUAUCGACUUUGGUGAGACCAAUUUCUAAGUUGUGCUUAUUAGAGGAAGCACUUUAA